AUGGUUGAGAUUUCRGAAGGAGAUGAUSUACAAAGUCCUCCACCUCCGUCAAAGAACAACGAGAAGAAACCGAUUAACCAAUUAAAACCAAACAAAUCUGGUGUGGAAUUCAAACGUCAAAGAAAACUUACAUCUGAGGUAUGGAAUAGCUUUGAUUUUAUGGAUCCUGAUGAAAAUGGUGAGUUAUAUUGUAAAUGUAAACAGURUGGUCAGGUUUAUAAUGYUGAAACUAGAAUGGGUACCGGGAAUUUGAAACGCCAUAUUAGAAAUUGCAAAAAAAGUCGAUUUAAGGAUAUUGGGCAGAUGGUGUUGGAUUAUGGUGGUARUGGUGGUUCAUUAAAUAGUAGGCUCCCUGAUUUUAACCCUAAUACUUUUCGUGAGCUAUUAGCUAGUGCUGUUGUGAAACAUGAAUUGCYAUUUCAAUUUGCAGAAUAUGAGGGAAUUAGGAAGUGUUUCACUUAUUUAAAUUCUGAAGUGAAAGUUGUUUCAAGGAAUACCAUAAAGGCUGAUAUUUUGAAGAUGUAUAGGAUGGAAAAGUUGAAAAUUAAAGAUGCUUUAAUUUGUGCUCCURGUAGGAUUUGUUUGACCUCUGAUUGUUGGACAUCCAUAACCACUGAUGGUUAUAUGUCCUUGACUGCCCAUUUCAUUGACAAUUCUUGGAACUUGCAAAAAAUGAUUCUAAAUUUUAGUUUUUUGGCUCCACCACACACUGGUCUUGCUUUGAGUGAUCAUGUGUUUAGUCUUUUGAAGGAUUGGGGGAUUCAAAAGAAAGUGUUUUCAAUUACUCUAUAUAACGCUUCUUCUAAUGAUGCAAUGGAUGGAUUGAAAGAGGUUGAUGAUGCUAUUAUAAAGGUUAGAAAUAAUGUGAAGUACUAUAAAGGUUCACAAUCUAGGAGGCAAAGGUUUUUAAGUAGUGUUGCACAUGUAGAGCUACAAUCUUCAAGGGGUUUAAGACAAGAUGUUCCUACUCGAUGGAACUCGACUUACAUUAUGUUGGAUUCAGUUUUGUACUAUAAAAAAGCUUUUAUUCAUUUGGCGAAAACUGAUGCUAAUUAUUUGAAUUGUCCAACAAGUGAUGAGUGGGGAAGAAUUGAAAGGACUUUCAAGUUCUUGAAGGUUUUCUACGAGUUAACUUGUGCAUUUUCUGGCUCUAAAUAUACUACUACCAAUCUUUAUUUUGCUAAUGUUUUGACGGUUAGAAUGUUGUUACACAAAGAAAAAGAUAGUGAUGAUACUUUCAUGAAAAACAUGGCUAGUCGGAUGUAUGAGAAGUUUGAGAAAUAUUGGCCUAAUUUUAGCACAGUUAUGGCAUUUGCGGCUGUUUUGGAUCCUCGUUAUAAAUUUCAGAUUGUUAAAUGGGGUUAUGAGAAAGUUUAUGGGCACGAGUACAAAUCUGAGUUGGCAAUAAUAAAAAAGAAAUUGUUUUCAUUAUUUAAUGAGUAUGUGGAUGAGUCACAUUUGAAUAAAACCAAAGUUGGUCAACCUAAGAGUGGAUCGUUGGACUCCCAAGAAGGAUCUCAAGAUGUGCUAGAUGUGGUUUCUGCUUCACUUAUGAUGGACUUCGAUACCUUUUCAAAUAAGGUGACUUCUCAAGCCGUAAAAUCUGAACUUGAAUGUUAUUUAGAGGAGAAGCUCAUGCCUCGUGUGAACAAUCUAAACAUUUUGGACUAUUGGAGAACUCAUGAGGUUAGGUAUCCAACUCUUGCUCGGAUAGCUAGGGACAUCUUAGCUAUCCCUAUCUCAACAGUGGCAUCUGAAUCUGCUUUUAGCAUCAGCGGUAGGGUCCUUGAUGCUUAUAGAAGUUCAUUGAAGUCUUCUACAGUUGAGGCUAUUAUUUGUCUAAGAGAUUGGGUAUAUGGAGAAGUACAAAUGGAAGCGCAUCUUGAGGCGCUAUGUGGAGCAAUCAUGACAGAGAAGAUAGAAGAUCAAGAAGAAAGUAAUACCGAGAUUGAAAUUAGGGUUGAUGAAAGUGGAAGUCGAGUUACUUAG
Molecule: messenger RNA, 1989 nt
Organism: Cynara cardunculus var. scolymus (artichoke)
Lineage: Eukaryota; Viridiplantae; Streptophyta; Magnoliopsida; Asterales; Asteraceae
Product: zinc finger BED domain-containing protein RICESLEEPER 1-like
Exons: 4
Coding region: 1-1989 (662 amino acids)
Molecular function (GO): DNA binding; protein dimerization activity
Source: RefSeq, a predicted model, not a curated record